AUGUGUGCAGAAAUGAUGGAUAUCACCAGAGAUGAAUCAAAAAGAAUCCUUCGUAGGCUAGGUUAGUUGACCUUUUAAUAGUUGAUUCACCUACCUACAACUGUAUUAGAGUAUCAGAAGUUGCAGUGUGAUAAAAAUAAUAUUACUAAUAAUAAUAUUGAUGAUGAUUAUGAUGAUGAUGUUAAUAAUGUUGUUGAUGAUGAUGUUGAUUAUAUUGUAGCACAAUGUACAUUAUUAUUUGUAGAAACUACUAAAUUAUCUUUUUUUUAUUUUGUCUUGAAAGCUGGAAGGAUUGCAUUGGUUAAUCAUGUAAUCAUAAUUUCUUUUCUUUUUUUUUUUCAUUUAGAGUUAGAAGCAUAUUCUUCUAUUAUCAGUGCAUUCAGGGCCCAAGGAGAAUUAAGUCGGUCAGUUGAUUUGUUUGUCUUAUAGUAACAAUGAAGUGUCUCCAAUUAGUGCAACACUUUCGGUGUGCUAGAAGCUCUGACAUGUUGAUAAAGUUGUUGAUUGAUUGACAGUUAUAAUAAAAUGCCCAAUUAAUUUUUUUAGGUAAAAAUGUACUUUGAUUAAUUACUGCUUGUUUAUGAUGUGGAAUUUUUUAUAAGAAAGGAAAUCACAGUAUGGAGAAGAUUUGGAAAUUAUCAGUGAAAACUAGUAAUGGCGGUUAAUAUUAUAGCUCCUAGACUGCAAGCAGUCUCUUAUUUUCUUUUGAGCAACAGUAAAUCAAGAGCAGGCACCCUAUAGCUCCCAGCAUAAAGUUGAGAUAUGUCUAUGAAUUUUACUUGCUAUACACUUUUUUCUGAAAUGUUGGCAAAGUUCACUAUUAUUUAAUCUUCUUAAUAAUUGGCCUUCUAUGUUUUGUUUAAAAUUGAAAGUCUUUUUUUAACUCUGUAUAUGCAAUUAAAGCAAACAAAGCUGAUUAACAUAAAGAUAACAGAAAGGAAUAUUGCCACCAUUUUGGAGAAAGGUGUAUUGUGUCAAGCAAAGAAAAGCAACAGUGGUGAUUGAUCUGGGAAUGGUAAUUUUGUACUCUAUUUCACCAACAACAAGAAGGGAAAACUGCUAUUCUCAUUCUUAAUGCAUUUUUUUUUUUCGAUAAAUAGGGCUAAAAAGAAGAUUUUGCAGGAACUGGGAGCUCAGCUCAGGUAACUGAAUGAAUUGAAUUCUUCAUCUUACAUCUUACCUUCCAUUGUCAACUUCUGCUGCAAAUUAUUUUUCUACUUGCCAUGGUGGUCAAUAGCUUGGAGGGCUGAACACUUACGUUACCAUUGUUAUUUUAUGAUUAAUGUAUUAUUGUACAGUCUCAAGAAUGUUAGUUCAUAGUUCUCCCCACAUAAAAUUUUUAAUGACCUUCUCUGUAACAUACAUAUUAUCCAUUUCCUUUUCUUGGGUUUGGAAGGUUACCAGUCAUUUUUGUACAAGUUAAUCCUUCAAGGUGUAAACAAUUUAAAUGUUCUUGGCUUAAAGAACAAAGAAUAUUCACCCCCACAGGGAUGUAGCCGGAAGCCGGGAAAAUUACCCGGCUGUGAACGCGAUUUUUCCAGCUGUAAGGCAAUACUUAUUUCUCCAAAAUGUUUUUAAAUGUUGUCAGAAGAUUGUUAUUUAUUUAUUUUGUUUGUUUACACCUUCAUUGCUGUCUUACCUGAACUGAAAAGAUUGUAAACACUCCAUUUAGUGCAACGAUCGUGUAUGUCAACAGUCCAGUUCAUCAUAACUUUAUUACCUGUUACCAGAUAAAAGUCUGUGCUGAAUGCCAAGGAAAAUGCAUCUCCAAGAGUAUGCAUUAAUUUUUCAAAAUUUCCCGGGGGAGCAUGCCCCCGGACCGCCCUAGAUAAAGCGUGCCAAAGGCAUGUUAGAUUGGGCCUUCCGCCCAAAUACCCGCCUAUCAUUGCUAGAUUCCCACCUGUUAAAAACUUUAGCUACAUCCCUGCCCCAAUUUUUUCUUGUUCAAUUGCAAACUUUACUUGAAGUGACCGAAAUUUUUGUGCAGUUUCACUGCUUGAGUUCUCGUAGCAAAAUGAGUUGUAUUGAAAUGACUUUGUAUCAAAACGACCAGAUUCUGUUCGGAAGGGUAGGGAUGUUUCCUGAAAAUUACAUGAUGCAGGUAGAAUAAUCAGGGCUUGAAAAAGACUUGAAUUCCAGCUUGUCCUUUGGGCAAGAAGCUGUCAUAUUUUGCUUGCCUGUGGCCACUUCUUGCUGGCCUUAGUUUAUGAUUUUGUUCGAGGAUGACCUUUCCUGGACCCUUGCCCACUGGACAAGUAAGCUUUAAAAGUUACUUACCCAGCAAGAAAAUCUUCUUGUCCUGGACUACCAGGCAGGACUAUUUUUAAGCCCUGAGCCAUAUGUUUUUACAACUUGAUAUACUGAUCGCUCUAAUAGUGAUGUGUGACUAAGUCACUAAAAGUCUUUUGGCACUUUAAAUUUAAUAGUAUAUCCACUGAACGCCAUAGAGCUGAGGUGCGAAGAGCCUAUAGUGAUGACAGAUUGGCUAUCGUGGCGGAAAGGUACAGUAGGCUUCAAUUUCCCUGAACGUUUUAACUCUUCAAUACAAAAUGUAAAUGCUAGGCUUUGUUAACCAUGGCCAUCAAUUAAAAAAGUCAAGAACUACGCUCUUUUUGCAAGAAUUCAGUAACAUAAUGGUUGUUUGCAUUUUUUUGUGAAGUAUUUAUGGUGCUGGGAGCUGUGCUGAAUGGGCGGCAGAAGGAAGAAGGCUUGUUCCCUUGAUGCCACGUCUUGUGCCUCAAACAGUGUUCAGUGCUUCAGCUACUGCAGCAGCUAAUUCUGCCGCUGCAGCUAAUGCUAAGACUCCAGCCUCCUCAGGUACUGUUCAUUAAACCUGUUGAUAUUGUUACAUUAACACGCCCUGGGUUCAGCAAAUACAGCAAUACGUAAGAAAUGUACCGCAAAAAUGACAAGUUUUGACUGUUUUUUAUUCCGAUUGCUCCACUCUUCACACACUUGUAAGAUCAGAUAUUGGAGAACCAUAUUUGGAAUGCAGCAUGCAGCAUCACACUACGCCAAGUCACACGAUGACCUGGUACAAUAAUACCAGAACACAAGGGUGCAUAUAUGUACAGGUCAUGAAAAUCAUGAAAAGAAGAGGAAAUUUAAUGCUUCAAAAUCCAGUCAAAGGCUGUGUUGUGAGAAAAAUUGAAGGGAACUUAAAGUACUCUUAAACUGUUAAAUCCACAUUUCCCAGCAUAUGAUUUCUAUGAAAAAAAUUAAGAUCCUCCAGUUACCUGGUAACAAAAAUUAGCAGGCAGUAGGGGCCACUGGACAUUCCUAAAGCAUGGCCUUGCAGUCCUGGAAAUCCUGAAAUAAGAUCCCUACACUUAAGAAAACACAUUUCUUGUCCCAUUUUUAGGCAAGUGGCAUCACUAUCUGGCAAAUGUACAUCAUUAAUUUGUUCCCAUCCACUUGCCACUUUAGGGGCUUAUUGUAUAGCCUACAUGUAGCCGCACCCUCCACCCGGACAAAGGAAAAAUGGAGAGAGGGAGCUCCCUCUGUCCAUUUUUCCUUUGUCAGGAGUAGAGUGCAGCUAAACUUAGGCGUAGGCUACUUAUUGUGCCAUUAAUUUUAUUUUGCGUGGUCCUUGCUUUCACUGUCAGGGUUGUUUAAUGUCCCUCUUGAGUGUUAUCACUGUCCUGUGUUUGAAAGCCAUAAGUUUUGUUUGAUUUGUUUUGAUUUUAUUUUCCUCAGUCAACAAAGCUGGAAGUAGUUCAAGUUCACUGAAUGCCACCACAAACUCUUCAUCUUCUUCCAGUCCGCAAAACAGCUCUAAAGCUGCAACUGUGAAACAGCAGACUCAAACAGGUUAACCCACUCCUCUUUUGACUUCACCCUCUGUUUUAUGAAAUCAACAUAAUUUUACAAUUCUGCUUACUGAGUACCACUGGAUGUCACAAAACUAAGAAGAUGCUGUAAGUGGGGAAACAAAGCACUGUUGCAGAUUACAAGUGAUAGACUUCAUUCUAUGUCAACGAAGUGAAUCAAAAUUGUGCUUUUCUUUAGCAUUGGAGGCAUGCAUGUGAUAUCAUUCUUCUGAUCGCCCACUAUUUUUUUUCUUUAAAGUGUUCUUAGUCUCUUUUCUUAAAUGUAUGAAGAGCUGAAGAUUUUCUUGUACACCCCAUAAGCAAACGGUGGCUGUUUUCAUUCUAUUUCUGUUACAGAAGUGGUCAAAUUUGAUUUCAGGUUGAAAUAUUUUACCUUAGGUUGAUUCUCCAUCUCCUUUGUCUUCAGGUUCUAGGGCUAGGAGGCAAAGGAAAUUGAGUACUGAUAUUAACCAAGGUUUAAUCAAAGUUAACUGGAAAUCAAAUUUGACCUGUAUCAUUUCUCUUUACCAGUCAAGAGAACAACUUGAAUAGCUGAAUGGUACCACUAAACUGAGAGGGAAGAAAACCUGAGUAUAAGAGCUUUGAACAACUGUCUUUGGAAAAGUUUUAUAAUAGGGGUCUGCCCAAGGGGGGGGGGGGGGGGGGGGAAAUAAAAUGACUGACUUAUUUAUUAAUGUUAUAACCAUCAUAGGUACGGCACAGGGGAGUGAAGCUGAUGGUUUUGACGAUGAUGGUAAACCAAAACGAAAAAGACGGCUAAGUGUAUCAAGUCUGAAUAAACCUGUGACAAAAGUUACCAUUCCCACUCCUACUUUGGUGUCAAAAGCACCAACUAAGCAGACCACAUCAGUAAGUACUAUGACCAAGUCUGGCAAAGCUCUCGGACCUGCUGGCACGGUUAAACCAGUUCCGCGUAUGUCACCACUCCCUGCCUCUUCAUCACAGGUGAAGCUUCUUACUAAGACAGUGGCAGUGUCGCAGGCAAUCUGUCAAGCAAAGACUGUUCUUAACUAUAAAACUAUGACAACUGUUGCAUCAUCACCCGCCAAAACGCAAACAGCGAUGACUCAGUCAAUUCCCAAGAAUCAGAGCAAAGUUGCCUCUGUUUCUGCUCCUAAAGCCGUCUUGGCAUCAAAGACCCCACUGUCAACAGUGGGCAAGGGUGUGUCCACUGGAGCAGCAGCAAACCCAGUGGCCACUGCAAAUCCGAUUGGGGUUGCUCUUAAAACCAGUUUAACAGCAGCCCAAUUGGCUUCAAAACAAAAAGCAAAGCCAGCAGCAGCCAGAUUUAAACCUCUUCCAGGAACUGUUAAAUUCAAGUCUGUCACUCCAGCUACCAUGGGAACCUGUUCAACAGUUACCAUGGUAACUCCCAGUCCUAGUUCUCAGGCCUCCUCGACCUUGCCAGCUACCAGCACUCAACCUGUAGUUCGAGUCAUUCAUGUCCCAGGAACAGGAGGUGUUGGUGUGAGCAAGCCAGUAGUUGUCAUGACAACAGGUCUCACCAAAACAACAGUUGCAGGUGUUGUGCCUGGAGUAAGCAGUGCGGCCAGCUUAACAAAGACAACAUCUCAGGUAAGAAGAUUGUCGCUGUUCAUACAAAAGGCUUUUAAUAAAAAUAAAUAAAUUGACUUAUAGGGGAAACACAUUAGGCCAUUUUCAAGUUAAAAACUCUCACUUUUAAAACAAGGCUAAGUGCAAAAUCUCUCUUAGCUUGUUAAAAGUGAGUUUUAUUUGUGUGAGAAUAAAAAAACCUUUUAAAUCAAUGGCUUGGGGCAACUCAACAAUGGCCUAUUACUGGUAGCCCAGUAGUUUUUAUUUUGGCGCACAAAUACAUUUGUAAGGACAGUGACAAACAUUUGAAAAUAAACAUAACAUUGUAAAGAAUCCCAGCUGGGAGGAGGCUAACCAGCUGACUAUUUACAAGGUUGACUGAGGAGUUGAACGUGGGACUUCAGAGAACAAAUCCAGCUAGGGGCUAGGGCAGGGAUUGAACUUGUUGCCUCUGGAUUGCGAUUCCAGCACUGUAACUGCUUUGCCAUCCUAAUUGAAUUAUGCAGAACAAGGGAGGUGCUGUAAAUAAAGCCUUAAAUCAUCUGGUAAAAAGGCAAAUAAUGUAACUCUUCCAAAUGUUAACUGUGUUAGCAAGUGCGAAGAAGUUUGUCGAAUUUUAACCCAUCAGGUCCCAGUUGUUCAAAAGGAGGAUAACUCGAUCCAUCCACCGGAUAAAUCUCUAUCCAGUGGAUAAUACAAUCGGUUUUCCUAAUACUUAUCUGCUGGAUAAUGAUGUAUCUGUUGGAUAGUGCUAUCCAACGUUUUUGCAACCGGGACCUGAUUAUUGAAGAAAUAUUUUGAAUGAAUAAUAUGAAGUCUUAUUCAUUGCAAUCUUCAUGUUAUUGUUGAUCAGCUGACUCAAAAUCCUUCAAGCAACAAGACUGUAGCCUCGACAUCUACCACUUCAUCUUCUCUGUUGAAACCCAAAGUUUCCAGUGCAGUAACUCAAGCAGCACCAUCAGCAUCAAAAACUGUUGUCAUGACAACACUAGUAGGUGGGACAAAGAGAGUGGUUCUCUCCGUCCCAGCUCCCUUGCAGCCUGCUCCAACGGUUUCUGCCCCCACUACCUCCUCCCAGGGAAUUGUCGUCACUAAGACACAAGGUAAAUGGUUGAAACAAAUCACCUUUUCAGUUCCGUUGUGCUUUAAAAACUAUUGUAUGGCUAUUCAGUUUUAAUAUGCAGCUAGGGUUUUUGAGAAGUGAUGUGAUCAGCAUGUCACGAGCACUGGACAAAGAAAAAUUGGAUCAUUUUACCUUUCUGGGAAACUGCCCACCUAACCCUCCCCCUAAGCCAACAUUAACUCUUAGUUCUCACUUAAGGCAAAAUGCUGGCUUAGGGGAGCGGUAGGUGGGCAGUUUCCCAGAAACAUAAAAUGAUCCAAAAAAAACUGAGUCCCCAACAGGAUUUGAACCUAUGACGUUCUGUACACCAGUUGAAUGCUCUAACCACUGAGCUACAAUGGACUUCUGGAGAGCUGGAGUAUAUCCAAGGUUCAUGUAUGACAUGCAUACUGCUAGGAUCAGCAAUGUUGAAAUUGUCAUGUGUGUGGUAAUAAAGAAUGACGGAUUUUACUCUAGUUAAACCCUGUUUAAUACCUAAUACGGGCACUUAGGUGGCCAUAGGAAGUGUCUAUAUUAACAGGAUGUCCAUAUUAUCAGGGCUGUCAUUAAGAGCUGGGGGCUGGGGAUUUCCCCUGGCUACUAUGAAUGUGGCCCCCAGCCACUUUCAUUUGAAAAUAGAAGAAAAAUAAAACCAAAAGAAAUCCCUACCUGUUUGAUUCCCCACCUACUUGAUGUAUUUACCCGGCAACUUGAAAUCUUAGUUACAACCCUGGUAUUAACCCUUUAAGUCCCAAUAGUGACCAACAGCAGUUUUCUCCUAACGAUAUCCAUACAUUAUCAUGAGAUUAGGUUAUGAGAAUUAAUAAAAUGAUCACCUAAGAGAAAAUACUUUGAUCUUUUAUCAAAUUCUCUUAACUAAUUCUUAAAGGAAAUGUACAGAGAUCAGUUUGGAGAAUUUGUAGAUGUAUAUUGGGGUUUAAAGGGUUAAGCUGGUUGAAUGUAGAGAAAAUGUAAAGGCUUUCUUCCCCCAGGGGAAAGUCCGUCUAUAAUAAUGAGGUGUCCAUAAUAAGCAGGUGUCCAUUGUCCAUAAUGGUUGGUUUGACUUUAUUAUGAAUGUGAAGAGAUUUUUAAAAGGAUGUUGCAAGUGGCAAUUUACAUCAGAUUUAAUAUUUUAGAGUUUUUAAAAAAUGGUGACCAACUGUCCCAUAACAUAGUUUAAUGCUCACAAUCGGCGACAAAAUUGUUGAGACAUUGUACUCCAAUAGGGUAAAUUCAGAGAACAAAAGAAUCUGCACCCCUAACCCUGUCACCCUCCAUUCAAAGUUGGGGUGUUUGUUGUUUUCUAUAGGUAGCUCAAACAUCGGCACAACAUUGCAUGGAGAGGAUGGGGGAAGAAAAGCUAUAUUUCCUCCUUUUGAAGUUAGUAAAACAUCAAAAAGUGCAGUUUUGGGCAAAGUGUCUCAACUCAUUUUGUCGCUGAUUGCAGGUUGAGAAAAUCCUUUGCAUGCUUUAGAAAUAGGUCCAGCUAAAGACCAAAGUCCAAACACAGAACUUUUUGAAGGAAGCUUUUUUAAUGGAACCCUCUUUUCACUAAUCUAUGUAACAAAUUAUUUAGACCUUAGAAUUUUUAGUUUCAGUCUGAAUUAAAGUUUUAAGUACACAAAAUAUGGGAUUUGCAAUAGAGUACUUGAAGGAUCUUACUCAUAGGGAUUAAAGGAUUAACAGCUUAGUAAUUACCUUUUCAAAGGCUGCUGGACCUUUGCAGUUGAUCUAUUUUUUAAAAUAUAUUUUAGGUGUUGGAUUGACUACCCUUGCUGUCACUUCUAAGAAGGACAAUAAAAUUGCUCCAGUUCUAACCACUGUCAACAUCAAGCCAUGUCCUACCCAAAUAACACCCAGUCUGUCUGCCCCAACUGUCACCACGCAAGUUAGAUCAAGACCCCUCCCAGCCAUUCUUCCUGCCCCACCCAAACCAUCGAGCAUGACACAAGCACCAUCAAGUGUCACUGCUGCCUCAAGCAUCAGAAAGCUUCCUACCAUCUUACCAGCACCAGCCAAGAAUGUAACUGUCAUUCCAACUGUCUUAGUUCCCAUGGCAACUGGUGUGGGUGCACAUGCUGGCGCGCAACUGCAGUCAUCAGUGCCGCUGGCUGUUAGCACCACCAUCUCUGGUGUAGGGAUGCCGGGUCUGAAUGAUGUUGCAUCACAGCAGUAUCCAUCUACUUCAGAGUCGAGUUUGAUUUCUGCCGAUCAGAGCAACCACAGUUCAGUUAUGAACGAAAAUAGUGAAUUAUCGGAAGUGUCAAGCUCAAAAAUGCCUGUGAUAAAUGAACCAAGUUGUGUGCCUGAAGGAGACAAUAACACAUCAUCUGAAGAUGACUCUCUCCUUAUGUGCUCAGAAACAAUAGACAACAGCUGUAGUAUCACCGAGGCCCCAUCAGCUGUUGAUUUUUUUACAAGUGUAGCAGAGAGCACACCCGUUAAAGACCUAGCUGAAAACAAUGCAGUUGAUCUGUCACAAACGUCGUUAGAUUCAACUGAGGAACAUGAAGCAACUCACAAAACAGGAUUAGGCCCAUUGUCUUUGCAAGAUAUUGAAGUAUCUGUCUCUGAUUUAGACGCUGAAAAUGGAGUGCAGAAAGACUUGUUCAUUGAAGCAGACUCUUGUGAAAAUCACACCGAGGCAUUUGCAGAAUCUAUUGAAAAUGUCACAGUACAGAGACUGGAUGUUUCUGGGGAAAUUUCUGAUAUAGCAGUGGGUGGUUUGUCUGAGGAAAUCUAUGCCGAAUCAGAUGUGGCUGAUCUUGAAGAAGAGAAGGAUCACAGACAGGAGGAAGAUUCAGAUCAGAGCUUAUCUUUGGGGGAAACUCAUUGUCAUGACAAAACUGUGAGUGUAAAAGAUGCUGAAGAUGGGUUGCCUGUGGAGAAUCCUGGAUUACCUGUGCAGAAUGCAUUACAAAUAAUUGAAAGUUUCGUGGAAAGCAUGGAAGCAAGCUCUGGAGGCCAAGUGGAUGAUUCGCAACUUCCAUCCCACAAUUUUUCUUUAGGAUUCGCUCAAUCUUCUAGUUUGCAAAAUUCAUCUCUGCCUGAAGUUCCUGGAAAUACCUCUGAGAAAGGAAAUGAAAUCUGUGAACAGCUAACAGCUGUAGCAGAUACUGUCAAAAGCCUUGGGGAAGGUCAAAACUCAAACCUUUUAACAAAAUUUGAGGAAGAGAAUUGGGACUCUUCAGAUCCGCCUAUUGAUGUCCUGUCUACUUCCACAAGCAGUUCAAACAGUGCUUCAGAGAGCAUUGAGUUGACAGAGAAGGAAAUCAAAGCUCUUGAAGCCUUCGGUAGUAUAAGAACGAGUGGAAGAAAAAGGAAACCUCCAACAUCUCUUGAUGUGUCACCACCAAGGCAAGUCAGUGGCUGGGUUCGUGGUGCUCUCAGGUAUGUAACUAUAGCUUGUAUAGUCAUUUACCUGUUGAAGUUUAUUCUAUCAACAGCAUUUUAGUGGUAAUGGUGGCGGUAGUGGUAGUGGUGGUGAUAAUAUACGUGGUAUUUUUGUGUAGUAGUAGCAGUGUUGUCAGUGGAAAUGCUGGCAGUGAAAGCGGCAGUAGCAGCAUUGGCAGCAGGUGUAACAGGCCAAUGGCAGUAGUGGUGGUAAAACUUAGCAUCAUCUGAAAGCAUCAUCUGAGAAGUGUAUGUAAUUAGAGAGAUUUAGAGGCAGGUAUACAACAAACAGAAAACAAUCAUCGUAUUCAUUAUUGAGAAUUAUUCUCGAAAUAGAAAAAGAGCAGAUAAAAACACUCCAAAACAAUUCUUAUGGAUGAAUCUGGUGUCAAACUGAAUGACAUGUAAAGGGACAACUUGGUCGCAUGUUACAAAUUCAUGUUUGCCAUUUGCUGAAAAGUGAAUUGUAAAUCUCUUGACUAUUGUCUUUUUGGUAUAAAUAAAAUAAUAUGACGUGGUAAAAUGAGAUAAUGAGAUACAAAGUUCUUGGUUAGUCAAUAUUCAUUUUCUUGAGCCAAGCACAUUUUAAUAGUUUAAUAUUGUUCAGACCCUCUGAGGUUAAAUCUUUUGAACCUGGCACUGUUUUGAUUCAAGGUAUACUGGUCCAAGUAUUGAAUGCAGGCAGUGCUUAUAUUGACAAUAACUUUAUUUUUAAUACCAUAAUUGUUUUGCAGUUUGCUGCAAAAGGUUGCUAGUUAUCGAGGACAAGGAAGACGGAAAGGUGACUUUGGCGCUGCUUCCUGGUUCCUCAAACCAGGUACCUUAUAAAUACAAGUCUUCUCCUUUUUUUUUUCUUCUCCCCAAAUAGAGUACCAUGGGAGGGGCAGUAUGAUGCUUUAGUAAAGUAAAACAUCUCAAAUGUCAGAUCAAGUGUCAGUAUUUUAGUCUUGGCUCUGUCAUUAAAGUAUUUUUUCUAAUCUUCAACACACUGACUCUCACUGUCCACUUGUAAUGAUAAGUACUAGUCAAGACUUAUCCACACAUAAUGGUGUUUUUCCCUGUUGGAGACCUCCUUGGCUUGCGAUUUACUUGCAUCUUGUCUGGAGGGAAUUACAGGGUGUAGAAAUAAUCUUAGAGACUUAAUACCACAGAAGCUUUGCCAAGCUAAGUGGAUAUCCUGUGGCUCACAUAGUAAACCCUUUGUUGUGGUGUCAGUAGUGAGUUCUUUUCUGAACCUCACCCUUCAGGGGCACCCAACGAGAAUAUAGUUCAAAACCACUUAAAGAUAGCUUGUCAAACGUAUUUUAGUAUUUAAACGGUAGAUAUAGGCAUAUUUUUAUCCCCUAAAAAUUUUUCAUCUGUUCGGAUUUCCUAGCUGAAAGUCUAGUGAUCCGAAAAUUAUAGGGAUCAAAACUUACCUUUUCGAAAGUUUUAGCCAGAAAAAAGACUCCCGAAAAUUCUAGGUGACCUUUUUAGGAUAAAAAUCCGUUAAAAAUAGGCAAUUAUACCAAUUUUUAGAUGUCCGAAAAUCCUAGGAGAGGCAGGCAAACAAGAAAUUUUACAACAAAUGUUCCGAAAAUUCUAGAUCUCAAAUCGUCUUCCGAACAGAUAUUUUUCCGAAAAUUGUCGUUGGGUGCCCCUGACCCUUCGCUUCUAAUAAUGGCAAAAUGAAAAAUAUUUUUUAAAAAAUAACUAUUUUGCAAAAUCCUGAUAUUUUUAUAGUGCUAUGCAAAAUUCCUGCCAGCAGGUUUCAUUUGAAUGGUAACACCAUUAGUAUUUAGUCCACAGAUGCAAAAGUUACAUGUACAGUGGGGAAUCUUCUAAGCAUAACUAAACUUGUUCUACAGUGUGACUGAAAAAGUAAACCAGUUCAAAUUCCCUCCCAAGAGAUUACUCAUUGUAAUUCUUUUGACUCAAAGGAUGAAAUCCUAUAUGGUAUAACCCUUCUGGUGAUGGCCACUGAGCAGUACUUUCUCAUAGAACAAGAAAUUUGUUAUGUUAUUUGCCAUGAAUUCCAGUUUAAUUCUAACAUGUUUUAUUGUUGGCAAUUCCUACUUACAGUUGACCCAGUAGAUGCACCUGGCUACUACAAAGUCAUUAAAAAUCCCAUGGAUUUUGGCACGAUAAGAGUUAAACUAGAGGUUAGUCAAAUUACUUUUGAAAUUAUUCUUCUACUUACAAUAAUAUUACAACACAAUGGCACCAUUUUAUGAUUAUGUUAUUUUCAAUGUAUUUAUUUUUCAAGUUGUAUUUUAUCCCUGGAUGUAAGGACACACCUUGUGAACAUGACUUAGAAUACUUAAAGUUCUUAUUAUUGUUACAUAAAAGUUAUUUAAAACAUCUGACUUGUCACUCAUGAAUGCUAUUUUCAGACUGGAAAGUAUCAGGAGUAUUCAGAAUUUCAUGCUGACAUGAUGUUAGUGAAAACAAACUGUUUAAAGUACAACCCACCAGGGCAUGAUGUGCGACAGGUCAGUGCAUAAUAAUACUAGUAUUAGAUUCUGGGAAGCUAAACUGCUCACCUAUCCCGCACUCCCUCAAGCCAUUGUUAACAUUAACUUCUCAUUCAAGGCAAAAGGUUGAGUUAUAGGAGGGGUAGGUUGGCUGUGCCCUAGAAUAUUUUACUGAUUCACUAUUUAUCAUACAUCGUUCUAAACUGGUUGAGCAAGUUGAAAUGAUGCUUGCGUUCUGAAUGGGUACCCAAAAGGACAGGAUUGGACUGGCUUGCCUGCUUUGGAUUUUCUGCUACAUUUCCCACCUGGGAAAUACUUUUUAGACCUAUGUAAUAAAUCCUUUAUCAUUAAUGUUGUGUAAAGUUCUGGCCUUAUGGUUGCAGGACUGUGAGGAAGUUUUCCAUUUUUAUGAAACAGAGUAUGGGAAAAUGUUGGAAAGAUGGGAAAAGGUAAUUUGAAUAAAUAAAUUAAUCAAUAAAUACAUGGAUAUUUGGUGCUUGAUUGAAUUAGAUAGAAAAAUAAAAUCACUCCACUGUUAAAAUAAUUCUGCCAGGUUUUAGCUCUUAGUUCACAAAACAAGAGUAACAAACCAAAUAUAGCUACAGUGAUUAAAGAAUCAGGCAAUUGGUCAGAAGUCACUUUGUCUUGUGAUGUCAUCUUCCUAUCUACCCCUCUAAAGCAUAUUGCCCACCAACACUUCCAGGAGCAGUAUCUAGGGGUGUGUGGGUGGGGUUAUUCAGGUGCCCAUGACACCUGCAUCUUACUUUCAUUACUCCUCUUCAUUCUUACCACCAUUAUACUCUUUUUAGAAAGCUACAAUCGGUGACAAAAUGAGUUGAGACGCUUCGCCCAAAACUGGGCUUUUUUACGUUUUAUUACCUUCAAAAGGAGGAAAUAUAGCUUUCCUCCCCCAUCCCCUUCGUGCAAUGUUGUGCCCUUGUUCUAGCUACCUGUAGAAAACAACAAACACCCCAACUUUGAAUGGAGGGGACAGGGGAGGGGUGCGGAUUCUUUUGUUCUCCGAAAUUACCCUAUUUAAGUACAAUGUCUCAACAAUUUUGUCGCCGAUUGUAGUUAACUAACUUAGAAAAAAUGCCACUCAUACAAUAGUGAACAGCUACCAGUAGUCUGGCACCAUACAAACAACUUAUUGAUGGACUCAAGCAAAACUCUCAAUGACAGAAUGACUGAACAACCAACAGUUGGACUAACAAUAAACUAUUGUUACCUAAACUGUGACAAAAGAUGGGUCAAAACGCACCAACAACAUUCAGAAUCUUCGUAGCCAAUAACAUCAUGGCUUAACUGACAGACAACCAAUGACAUCACUACUUAAUAGACCAAUCAGGUCAAUAACCAGAAUUCAAUACCAUCACCUCACUUUGACUCUCAAGAUGACUAUUGCACAGGUUGUCAAAACCCCAGUCAGUGUCAAGAACAGUUCUAUUCAGGAUUACGCUGACCUGGACAAUCAGGCUCCAGCUACUUAAGAAAAGACUCCUGGGUUCAAACCUUUCACAGUAAUGCUCCUUUUGUACAAUACAAACUUUGUAUCUUUUUAUCUCAGCUUUUCUGUGACUUGUAAGCCCACAGCAAAUCAUAAUGUUGGUGGGAACUACUAUAAUGUGCCACCCUCAACACUGAAAUGAUGGAGAUUAUAUUAUAAGGAACAUUGCUAAUUAUAGGUAUUGUUCGAGUGAGGCCUUAUUAGAACUGCUGUAAUUGAAAAUGAAAGUUAAUCCCUGAUAUGAUACUGUUGAUCCGUGAUAACCUGGGUGUAACUUUCAUUUUUUUAAUUACUAAACAGCAAUUGAAAGCCUCACUCAUAAUAUUUUACCAUUAAUUUUCAAACUUGCUGCUGAAGGACAAUAUGCACUGUUUCUGAUUAUUUUUGCCCUUGUCAUUAAUUUUAAUAAUUUUGUUAUAAUCAAUGGCCUACUGUCACAACAGAUAUUUGACUCAUAGGGCAACAACCACUUUGUUUUAACCUGUCCCUGUUAAAGAGGCUUGUAAUAACCUAGGUUUGGAGUUCCUGGAUAAACAUUUAUUUUUGUUAACUGCUGCAUUCAUUUGUUUUAUUUCAGUGUCAUGUUUCUCCAGCAAAGAAGCCAAGACUUACAACAAAGUCAGAGACCUCCACAUAAGAUGUGUAAAUUCUCAUACACAGUUUUAUUAUAAGCUAUGCAUGAAGAUAUGCCUACAAAAUGUAAAGAAAAAAUAAUGUACAUUUUGUAUAUUUUAACUACAAAUUAAUGGUUAGUGACAUACUUCACCUUUUAAUACUAUGCUCCUGAAUGACCUCAUAGAAAUUUAACGUCAUGUGAUGAAUACUGAUAAACUUAAGUUAUAUGAUAAAAAUUCACCAAUCACAGAUCACAAACUUUCCUUCUUGCACACCAUGAGCAAACCAUACCAUCAAACAGUUGGAAUUUGAGCCGAAAGGCUAAUUUGUUUGAAUGUGUGAGCUCAAAAACAUCAAAAGUUUUUAUUCUAUAUGUGAGGGACUCAUGCCUAAGAUGAUUUCUCCUCCGCAAAGGCUCCCAUAUCAUAGGAAAAAUAGCAAUAAUCGAAAAAUUAAAAGAAAGUGCAUGGGGGAUGACGGGAAGAGGGCUUCCCUUUCCAUUCUCCCCAGCCUCCCUACCACACAGAGGCCUCUGCAGAGGAGUCUGAGAGCCUAAGAUGUAAGAGUUGGCAGGUAUACUUAACCCUUUAAGCCCCAAUAUCCACAUACAAAUUCUCCAAACUGAUCUCUAUACAUUUCCUUUAAGAAUAAGUUGGGAGAAUUUGAUAAAAAGAUCAAAGUAUUUUCUCUUUGGUGAGCAUUUUAUUAACUCUCAUAACCUUGAGUUUUCUCUUGCCAAUGUAUGGACAUCGUAAGGAGAAAAUUGAUGUUGAUCGCUAUCGGGACUUUAAGGGUUAAUCACCUUUCCUUAUUUAAGAAAGAAAAAGCACUUUCUGGCUAAUUGAGAUGAGUUUUAAAGAAUUUUACACAAAUAUAAGGAACAAAAGUACACUGACUAUACCUUUAGUUUUAUAGCCUGCAUAGCAGCCAGACUAAGACCUAGACAGAGAGCUCUGUACAGUCCAUGUCAGGGAGUUAGACUGUCUGCAAUGCAGGUUAUGAGAGAGAUGACACUGUCGUCUACUCUUCAAAUUCUGUUUAAGGUCUCUGUCUUUGUGUCCCUUUGCGAGGAUGUUAUUAAGGUCUUGUUUUUGCCAUUAAUUUAAGUUCUUGGUGUCGUCAUUAACCCUCUUGUACAGAUAAUUCCCCUUCAGACUGCAACAAUUAAUGUUGUAAGUUGUUAUUCACUGCACAUAGAAGGCAAUAGCCUACCAAUUUGUACAGCAUAAACAGUCAAAACUUUUUACAGGCGUCUUUGUGGGUCAAGCACCUCCUAAGAGUUAAGUUCCUGUUUGUUCCUCAGCCAGCUCUGUAACCCUCUUUAAGAUGGAAACCUGUCCAUAUGUGGACACUUGGUGCUGGUCCCAAUACUUAGAGAGGGAUCAUUGUCAACGUUUCCAUAUUUUUAAUAUUAUUAUUAUUGUGUAUAUUUUUCAUCAGAAUGUGUUAGUCUUCACUGUUCUACAAGCCAAUAAACAGUGUAUGAAAUCUUG
Molecule: messenger RNA, 15947 nt
Organism: Porites lobata
Lineage: Eukaryota; Metazoa; Cnidaria; Anthozoa; Scleractinia; Poritidae
Source: the annotation of a GenBank genome assembly